This is a messenger RNA of Telopea speciosissima, 2045 nucleotides long. Its product is annotated as sulfate transporter 3.1-like. Gene Ontology annotation, biological process: transmembrane transport. Gene Ontology annotation, molecular function: secondary active sulfate transmembrane transporter activity. The coding region runs from base 1 to 1971 and encodes 656 amino acids. Gene Ontology annotation, cellular component: membrane. Lineage: Eukaryota; Viridiplantae; Streptophyta; Magnoliopsida; Proteales; Proteaceae. The record is from RefSeq and is a predicted model, not a curated record. The transcript has 12 exons.
AUGGGUAACGCGGAUUAUAUGUACCAGACGAUGAACCACGUCGGUUGCACACACCGUGUGGAAAUCCCACCUUCACAACCCUUCUUCAAAUCAUUCAAAGGCUCCCUCAAAGAAACUUUCUUCCCUGACGACCCACUUCGCCAGUUCAAGAACCAACCAACAGCAAGAAAAUUUGUCUUAGCUUUACAAUACUUUUUACCCAUUUUAGAAUGGGCUCCUCGUUAUACUUUCCAGUUCUUCAAAGCUGACCUUAUUGCUGGAAUCACAAUUGCAAGCCUUGCAAUCCCUCAAGGCAUCAGUUAUGCCAAACUAGCAAAUCUCCCUCCCAUCCUUGGCCUAUAUUCAAGCUUUGUUCCACCUUUGGUGUAUGCAAUGAUGGGUAGUUCCAGAGAUUUAGCUGUAGGAACUGUGGCUGUUGCUUCAUUGUUAACGGCUUCGAUGUUGGGAAGAGAAGUGAAUGCUCUUGAGCAACCAAAGCUGUAUCUUCACUUAGCUUUCACUGCUACAUUCUUUGCUGGAGUUUUCCAAGCUGCUUUGGGAUUCUUAAGACUUGGGUUUAUUGUGGAUUUUCUGUCACAUUCAACAAUAGUGGGGUUCAUGGCUGGAGCAGCUACAGUUGUUUGUCUGCAACAGUUGAAAGGAAUUCUGGGUUUGGAACACUUCACUCAUGGCACUGAUCUUGUCUCUGUUAUGCGUUCCAUCUUCACCCAAAUUCAUCAGUGGAGAUGGGAGAGUGGUGUAUUGGGUUGUGUCUUCCUCUUCUUUCUCAUUCUAACCAAAUACUUUAGUAAGAGACGACCAAAGUUCUUCUGGAUAUCAGCCAUGGCACCGUUGACUUCUGUGAUUCUUGGAAGUCUCCUUGUGUAUCUCACCCAUGCUGAGAAACACGGCAUUCAAGUGAUUGGACACUUGAAGAAAGGCCUGAAUCCUCCAUCUUUGACUAGUUUGGAAUUGGGGUCAGAGUAUCUGAUGCUUGCCCUUAAAACAGGAAUCAUCACUGGUGUCAUCGCUCUUGCUGAAGGGAUCGCUGUGGGGAGGAGUUUUUCCAUGUUUAAGAACUAUCAUAUCGACGGCAACAAAGAGAUGAUCGCCUUUGGAAUGAUGAACAUCGCUGGCUCUUUCACUUCUUGCUACUUGACCACAGGUCCAUUUUCGCGAUCGGCGGUGAACUUCAAUGCAGGAUGCAAGACUGCAGUCUCAAACAUUGUGAUGGCAACUGCAGUGAUGAUAACAUUGUUGUUCUUAACACCAUUGUUUCACUACACUCCCAUUGUCGUGCUCGCUUCCAUAAUCAUCGCUGCGAUGCUCGGUUUGAUUGAUUACGAAGCCGCUAUCCAUCUUUGGAAGGUCGACAAGUUCGACUUCGUUGUGUGUAUGAGUGCGUAUAUCGGUGUGGUCUUCGGCAGUGUCGAGAUCGGCUUAAUCAUAGCGGUUGCAAUAUCUAUGCUUAGGGUGCUACUGUUCAUAGCAAGGCCAAGAACCUUAGUCCUUGGCAACAUCCCAAACUCCAUGAUAUACCGAAACAUCAAUCAAUACCCAGUUGCUAACAGUGUUCCAGGAGUUUUUAUACUUCAAAUCGACGCUCCUAUCUACUUCGCUAACUCAAGCUACUUGAGAGAGAGGAUCUCAAGAUGGAUAGAUGAGGAAGAAGACAGGCUAAAAGCAUCAGGAGAGAACAGUUUACAGUAUGUCAUACUAGACAUGGGCCCCGUUGGUAGCAUUGACACAAGUGGGAUUAGUAUGCUUGAAGAAGUUAAGAAGACCAUGGACAGAAGGGGACUUAAGAUAGUGUUGGCUAACCCUGGAAGUGAAGUGAUGAAGAAGCUAGACAAGUCCAAGUUUUUAGAGAACUUAGGUCAGGAGUGGAUCUAUUUAACAGUGGGAGAGGCUGUGGGAGCUUGUAACUUUAUGCUUCAUACCUGCAAGUCAGGCCCUGUGACACUCGAAACAGCCCAUGUUAAUAAUGUCUGAUUAGCCAAUGCUAAUUUAGAGUUGGGUCUUACUAUGUCCACUUGGCAAGCAAAAUCAGCAAAGCCAACCAAUGA